AUUCUCUUUUAUUUCAGAUGAUGCAAAACAUCACCCCGACAUGUUAUGAAAAACGCAGCACACAAACGCAGCGCAGUAGAUUUUGCGUACAACUGUUCUCCUCAGUCCACAAAGCUGACCAUCCUAAUCAAUCCAAUCACAGCUGGCAAGACUGUAUUAAGCGGAAUACCUGUCAGCAUGGGUCUGGUGGGGGGUGAUGAAUAUCCAGAAGACAAUCAAGACUCUGUGCUCCCCCUGCCGCUCUCUUUAGCCUGCGAUUAUUACCCCGUUUACACUGUGAGAGGCGGUAUUCUAACGGGUUGAGAUACCUAUAUGCAAUCGAGCCUUUCUGCGCAUGUGCAGUUCCACCGUCUUGGGAGUAGGGUUAGGUUAAAGGGGUUAUGGUUAGGGUGAGGGUUUUAGGGUUUUUGGGGGGUUGUGGUUAGGACUAUCAGCACUACGGUAGCCUAACUCGACAGAACACCAGAUGUGGAAAUCGCGCCUACAAACCUCUGGGUAUGAACCUUCCGAUCACAGAAACAGUCCUCGUCCACAGAGCUUAAUUAUGGAGGACACUCCCCCUCCUGGUGUGAGGAAGAAAAGGGGAAGAUCAUAAAGGGAAGAAAGUGUAUUUCACAACACUUUGUGAUAGAUAAGCCUCACUCUAAGGCAGCAGCGCUAUAUCGUGAGGCUGCUUCCACACCAUGCUGCCGCUUAACUCCUCCAGCUCUAACCACACCAUCUUCAACAAGGGCAACAUCGGCCCAUGUGCGAUUGUGAGCCUCUGUUGUUUGGUGGGCAUCUGCGGUAACGUGGCAGUUGUCUUGGUGAUAGCUCGCAAGUUCAGGAGAGGCGACAAGAACUUCACCCUGAAGCUGGUGCUGAACCUGGCCAUGGCUGAUCUCCUGUCCCUCGUCACGCUGCCUGUGUGGAUCCACAGCUGGCUGUUUGGCUGGGUGCUGGGCGUCAAGGCCUGCAGGUUCUUCUCUUACUUGAUCAUCGGCAGCCUGUACUGCAGCGUGCUGACGGUCACCCUGAUGAGCGUACAGAGAUACCUGGCAGUCCUCUACACCAGGCAGUGGAUGAUGCUUCGUGGGGCUGGGGAGAGGAUAUUACUGGCUUCUCUGUGGGGGCUGUCAGGGAUCCUGGCUUGUCCAGCCCUUGUGCUAGGAGAUGUGGUUGGGGAGGAGAUGCGUUGCCGUUGGAAAUACAGAUCAGUGGGUGAGAUGGUUCUCACCAUAUCCAUGGAGACGUUAUGGGGCUUCAUCGUCCCUUUCACCAUCCUGGUCACUUCCUAUGCAUGCCUUCAUCAGAAGGUAAAUGAAACUGCUUUCUUCAGCAGCCCCAGGUUGACCAAACUGGUGACAAGCAUUGUUGUGACCUUCUUCGUCUUGUGGUGUCCUCUUCACGUUGUCAACAUCAUGGGCAUCUGUGGCCAACUGCUGAAGUCCGAGUACGUGAACAACAUCUGCGAGACCGGCUGGGGAGUCACUCAGGCGCUGACGUUCAUCAACAGCUGCGUGAAUCCCUUUCUCUACGCCUUUGCUUUCCGGAAACGUAACAAAAAGACGGAGCAGUCAACCCAGUCCAAGAUAACACAGUAUACUUAAAUAUACAGUUCGUGAUGCUCAUUCGCAGUGUUCAUUUUAUGAACUCCAUGAUUUAAAUCCAUUUCCUAACCAAUAUUCCUGGUAAGGAUUACAGUAUUAAAAUGCUAAAGCAAAUUCUUACCAUUGCUGUAAUAUUCUGCUUAUUUUUAUCUUUUCAAAUAUUUCAGUGUUUAUGCAUUUAUCUUUUAUUUGUUCUAUCUAUACAAUAUCAGCAAUAUAUUAGUAAUGACAUUGUAACAGUCGUGACAAUGAUUUCUCAAGAGAUUUAAAUUUCUGUUUUUCUUUUUAAUUAUCUGAUUCUGUGGCCAUUCCCAUGGAACCAGAACAGUGUUAUUUGAGAGUAUAAAAUGUGGAAAGUGAAAUGUAUUUUUAUGGUCCUUAACAUUUUUCAAGGGGGUAACUUCUUUUAUUAACCGUGGCACACAAAGUGAAAACAUUAUUAUCCUCCAAUAACAUCACCUAAAACACCAUAUAAUUAUCAGUAAGAGUGAUACUAAUGUUAAAUUGCCAUCAAAUUAUUAUAUAUUAACCUACCUCCUUCAUAUCACUGGUAAUGUAACAUGUCUUCUAUUACAAUAAUAAAAGAAUAAACAUUUUUAAUGAAAAAAUA
This is a messenger RNA of Brienomyrus brachyistius, 2199 nucleotides long. Its product is annotated as leukotriene B4 receptor 1-like. The record is from RefSeq and is a predicted model, not a curated record. NCBI's taxonomy places the organism in Eukaryota, Metazoa, Chordata, Actinopteri, Osteoglossiformes, Mormyridae. Bases 684 to 1589 code for a protein of 301 amino acids. The transcript has 2 exons. Gene Ontology annotation, cellular component: membrane. Gene Ontology annotation, molecular function: G protein-coupled receptor activity. Gene Ontology annotation, biological process: G protein-coupled receptor signaling pathway; immune response.